Molecule: messenger RNA, 1413 nt
Organism: Dioszegia hungarica
Lineage: Eukaryota; Fungi; Basidiomycota; Tremellomycetes; Tremellales; Bulleribasidiaceae
Product: putative argininosuccinate lyase
Exons: 9
Coding region: 1-1413 (470 amino acids)
Cellular component (GO): cytosol
Molecular function (GO): argininosuccinate lyase activity
Source: RefSeq, a predicted model, not a curated record
AUGUCAGAACAGAAAGGAGAAGACUUUACAAAGCGGAAGCUAUGGGGAGGCCGGUUCACCGGGUCCACGGACCCCCUGAUGCACGAAUUCAACCAGUCGCUCAAGUACGAUAAGCGCAUGUAUGCUGCGGACGUCAAGGGGUCUAUAGCGUUCUCCAAGGCGUUGUUGAAGGCGGGGAUUGUGGAUGAGAAGGAGCAGAAGGAAUUGGAGAGGGGUCUGAAGCAAGUCGAGCUGGAGUGGAAGGAUGGCAAGUUCGUGGUCCAGCCGGACGACGAAGAUAUCCACACUGCAAACGAGCGCCGGCUCUCCGAGAUCAUCGGUAAAGAUAUCGGCGGGAAGCUGCACACUGGGCGGAGCAGGAACGACCAGGUCGCUACCGACAUGCGGAUUUGGCUGAUGGAGCAAACCACCGAGGUGGAGGGCUUCCUCAAGGACUUGUUGAAUGUCAUGGUGACUCGAGCGGAGAAGGAGGUUGAUGCCAUCCUCCCUGGAUACACCCAUCUUCAGCGCGCCCAACCCGUCCGGUGGUCCCACCACCUCCUCUCCCACGCGCAAGCCUUCCUCACCGACCUCUCCCGACUCCGGGAACUCUACCCCCGUAUCUCCGUCCUCCCCCUCGGUUCCGCCGCACUCGCCGGCAACCCCUACUCGCUCGACCGCGAGCUCCUCCGCUCCGAACUGGGCUUCCAGUCCAUCGGCGAGAACUCGAUGCACGCCGUCGCGGACCGAGACUUUGUCGUCGAGUGGCUCCAGUGGGCGAGUCUGCUCAUGGUGCACAUGUCAAGAUUGGCAGAGGACUUGAUUAUCUACAGUACGGCCGAGUUUGGGUUUGUCACCCUGAGCGAUGCCUACAGUACCGGAUCCUCCAUCAUGCCGCAGAAGAAGAACCCAGACUCGCUCGAGCUCCUCCGCGGCAAGUCUGGACGCGUGUUUGGCCAAAUGGCAGGCUUCAUGAUGUCCCUCAAGGGGAUCCCGUCGACCUAUAACAAGGAUCUGCAGGAAGAUAAGGAGCCCCUCUUUGACUGUGUCGACACCGUUUCGGCUGCGCUCCGGAUUGCCGAGGGCGUCAUCGCGACCUUGAACAUUCACCCCGAGAAGAUGAAGGCAGCAUUGACAAUGGAUAUGCUCGCGACGGAUAUCGCAGACUAUCUCGUCCGAAAAGGGGUGCCAUUCCGGGAGACACACCACAUCUCUGGCCGCGCCGUGGCACUCGCCGAGAAGACCAACGUGCAAAUCUCCGACCUCUCCUUGGAACAGUACAAGGAGCUCUCGGAGCACUUUACAGAGGACGUCAUGCAGGUAUUUGAUUUCGAGACGAGUGUGGAGAAGCGGAAUGCGAUCGGAGGGCCGGCGAGGGCGAUGAUUCAAAGGCAGGUCGAGGGGGCGCGUAAGCGGAUCGAGGGGAAGGCGUAG